UACCACACCGUUUAAAACCCUUACCCGAGUGGUCGACCGCAUUUGAUCAAUCCAUUAAACUGCAGCCUCCCACAGUCCCACUAUCAAAGCCGAAGGGUCUUGGCGUUUUGGCGGGAGAGGUUUAAAGAAUUAGUGCGUGACGACUUUCUGGCGGGAAAACAGUAAGAAGAAAGGGGAAAGGCAAGACAAGACGAGAGAGAGAGAGAGAGAGAGAGAGAGAGAUGGGAGAGGAGCAGGUGGCGGAGGAGUUCUCAGUGUGGAAGAAGAACACACCAUUCUUAUACGAUCUUGUGAUCUCCCAUGCCUUCGAGUGGCCUUCCCUCACCAUCCAAUGGCUCCCUACGCCGUCCCCCGCCCAGACCACCUCAACCUCGAACAAUACUACAUCAUCCUUCGCCGCCCAGAGACUCAUCCUUGGGACCCAUACCUCCGACAACGCCCCUAACUUCCUCAUGAUCGCCGACGUACACCUCCCUCUUUCUCCUACAGCAACCACCAUCAAUUCCCAACACAACAGUAUCGUGGAACCAUCUCCCUCUGAUCCCUCCACCAUUCCUAGGGUGGAGAUAGCUCAAGAGAUACAUGUUGAUGGAGAAAUUAAUCGGGCUCGAUACAUGCCCCAAAAUCCAUCCGUCAUUGCCGCCAAGACUAAUGAUUCUGAGGUCUAUGUCUUUGAUUCCUCCAAGCACCCUCUGAAACAUCAUGGCGGUUCUUGCUGUCCCGAUUUGCGAUUGAGGGGCCAUGAUCAAGAAGGGUACGGUCUAUCAUGGAGCCCUUUCAAGCAGGGUUACCUCCUCAGUGGCUCCAAUGAUUCCAAAAUAUGCUUGUGGGAUACAUCUGCUUUGCCCCAAGAUAAAAUUCUUGAGCCCAUGUUUGCAUAUGAGGCUCAUGAGGAUAUUGUGGAACAUGUUUCGUGGCAUUCUAAGAACGAAAAUUUAUUUGGAUCAGUUGGGGAUGACAGACGAUUGAUGAUUUGGGACUUGCGAUCGCCAUUGUCAAAUAAGCCACAGCAUUCAAUUAUCGCUCAUGAGAAAGAGCAGGUGAAUUAUCUCUCCUUCAAUCCAUUUAAUGAGUGGAUUCUGGCUACAGCUUCUUCAGAUACAACUAUUAAUCUGUUCGAUCUACGGAAGCUAACAACUGCAUUGCAUAGUUUUUCGAGUCACACAGAGGAGGUAUUCCAGGUAGAAUGGAGCCCUAAUCAUGAAACGGUAUUGGCAUCUUCUGCUAGUGAUAGAAGGAUAAUGAUCUGGGACCUCAGCAGGAUUGGUGAUGAGCAGUCAGAAGAAGAUGCUGAGGAUGGGCCUCCUGAGCUUCUCUUUUCUCAUGGGGGACACACUGCCAAGAUAUCAGAUUUUUCAUGGAAUGAAAAUGAACCAUGGGUCAUUGCAAGUGUAUCUGAAGACAAUAUCCUUCAGAUCUGGCAGAUGGCACAGAGCAUUUAUCGUGAUGACAUGCAAGCUGAUGAAUAGGUUGCAAUUCUUUGUGGGAUUAUAUACAUUUGCAUGAAACUAGUGGCUAUUCUUCACCAUUAGAGGGGUAAGUGUGAAGUGGGGUCUUGACAAAAAUAUUCCUGACUCUCCAUUUCAGCAGUCAUUAGACCUUGGAUAGAAGUGGAUGUCCUAAUAUGCUCAGGUGUAGAUGUCUUUUAGUUUGUGGUACAGUGUACUAGAUUCAUAACUUGUCCGCUUAACUUAAGAUUUAUCAUGUUUUUGAUUGUGA
This is a messenger RNA of Macadamia integrifolia, 1719 nucleotides long. RefSeq names its product WD-40 repeat-containing protein MSI2-like. The coding region runs from base 222 to 1469 and encodes 415 amino acids. The record is from RefSeq and is a predicted model, not a curated record. Lineage: Eukaryota; Viridiplantae; Streptophyta; Magnoliopsida; Proteales; Proteaceae. Gene Ontology annotation, molecular function: histone binding. Gene Ontology annotation, cellular component: nucleus. Gene Ontology annotation, biological process: regulation of gene expression. The transcript is spliced from 6 exons.